UGUUCUCGCUAAUUGCUUUUCCCAAGCAACCACUCUCUGAAAUUGCCUCCAUGGCUCCAUAUAUAAAAAUCAUUCUUUAAUUUGCUCAUAAAGCCCCAAGAGAGGUUUGCUAUGUCAUGGAAUUGGACCCUAUAAAGAAAGACCCACUUCUCUUCCGCAGGAUUCCUCUCCUCUUUUUGUUCAACGACAUACCCUUACCUUAUUCGAUUCGCAAUAAUGGUGUCGGCAAGGUCCACCACCUUUCUCCUACUUUUCAUUUUGCUCCCUCUAAGAUUCUCCACCGCACACCAAGGUAAGAAGAAACUGGUGGUUUCCAAGCAUGAAACGGCAAGAAGUCCAGUGAACGUAGAGCAGAUUUAUCAUGGUUUUGCUGAGACAGAUCAAAGAACGAAGUUUCUUCAUGGAAGGAAGAUGGUGUCUAGAGGAGUACUCUCGAGGUCGAAUGUGGUAAAGGCUGAGAAUGGAAUUAAUAUGGCAAAGGGUUUUACCACCAAAUGGAACCAUGAAGAAGGGAAAGGAAUUUUGAAUGUGAAACAUAAAGUUAGUAAAAAGAAUAGUGGCCAUUCUACGAAAGUCAAAAGGUUGGCCACGGGGCAUUCGGCGGAGAUGGUGAGAAGCUGA
This is a messenger RNA of Cajanus cajan (pigeon pea), 621 nucleotides long. The record is from RefSeq and is a predicted model, not a curated record. NCBI's taxonomy places the organism in Eukaryota, Viridiplantae, Streptophyta, Magnoliopsida, Fabales, Fabaceae.